CCUGGGCAGCGCCCGCCCAGCCCUGCUCGUCCCCCGCCAUUUCGCACCGGGACGGGAAGGGAAGGGAGCUGGAGCGGGAAGGGAAAGGAGAGGAAGGGACGCGACGCGGGCACGGCGGGUGCCGGGAGCUCACGCGGCACAGCCAGCCAGGAAGGGAGCUGCUUCCCGGUCUGCUAAAAAAUGACAGAGUAUAAACUUGUGGUGGUUGGAGCUGGUGGCGUAGGCAAGAGCGCCUUGACAAUACAGCUAAUCCAGAAUCACUUUGUGGAUGAAUAUGAUCCCACAAUAGAGGAUUCCUACAGGAAGCAAGUAGUAAUUGAUGGAGAAACUUGUCUCUUGGAUAUUCUUGAUACAGCAGGUCAAGAAGAAUACAGUGCAAUGAGGGACCAAUAUAUGAGAACAGGGGAAGGCUUCCUCUGUGUGUUUGCCAUAAACAAUACAAAGUCUUUUGAAGAUAUUCACCAUUAUAGGGAACAAAUAAAGAGAGUUAAAGACUCAGAAGAUGUCCCAAUGGUGCUAGUAGGCAACAAAUGCGAUUUGCCUUCCAGAACAGUAGACACAAAACAAGCUCAGGAUUUAGCAAGAAGUUAUGGAAUUCCUUUCAUUGAAACAUCAGCAAAGACAAGACAGAGAGUGGAGGAUGCUUUUUAUACAUUGGUGCGAGAGAUCCGACAGUACAGAGUGAAAAAAAUCAGCAAAGAAGAAAAGACUCCAGGGUGUGUGAAAAUUAAAAAAUGCCUUGUAAUGUAAGAGGGGUGUUGAUGAUGCCUUCUACACAUUAGUUCGAGAAAUCAGAAAACACAAAGAGAAGAUGAGCAAAGAUGGUAAAAAGAAGAAAAAGAAGACAAAGACAAAGUGUAUAAUUAUGUAAAUACAAUUUAUCCUUAUUCUUAAGAAGUGCUGAAGUAAUUUUGUACAUUACACUAAAUUAUUAGCGUUUGUUUUAGCAUUACUUUACUUUCUGCUUCAUGAUCCUGUUAGCUUUACCUGAAUGCUUGUUUUAAAUGACAGUGGAAACUUCAUUCCUCUUAAAGUGCCAGUAUUCUUUGACUGUUGGUUCUUGAACUAGCAAUUCCUGUGAAAAGAAAAAAAAAAAACAACAAAAACCCAAAACAAACAAAAAAAACAAACCCACAAAAAACCUAAGAACUGUCUUAGGACUAUUUGGUGCAUGCACAGUUGCUAACUUCCUAUUUUUCUUACUGAUUGUGAACUUAUGUUUUGUGUACAAAGCAAACAAAUGAUGCUCUAUACAUUUUAACAUCUCCUCUGAAUUUUUGGGUUUAUAAAUUUGGUUGGGAAAAAGGACUAGUUAGCAAAAGAAACUUUCAUUUCAGCCUUUCCUUUAUUUUAGAUUGAUUGCAAUAGAGAGAGACCAGAAGCCUUUAUAGUCUUCCUGUAGAUUUUGCUUCUAGGCAUCUAGUCUUGUAGCAUUUCAGAUCAACUUUAAUGAAUGUAAAGAGAAAACUUUCAAAAAAAUUUCACUGCAAUUUGUCACGGUCACUCCUUAAAUACUCUAUUUUUUCUAUAAAAAAUUUAAAAAAAAAGAAAAAAUCUAAAAAUACAAUGCACACCUGGCAAUGGAAAAAGUAAAAGUUCUAAUUAGGUUGAUUUGCUAUUGUUAAUGCGUUGCUUUAAGAGCUUCACUGACUUUGUGUCUGAAGAGCAAGAUGAAAUCCCGCUGUGUCAAAGCUUUGAGUAGCUUUGUUCAGUAGGGUUAGGAUUUUACCCUGGGUGUCCCUAGGAAAUACUAGAAUGCCUUAACAGAGAAGUUGAUUUAAAUUCUUAGGUUUAUUCAUACGUAGGCCCAGAAUUUACAUAAGAAUUAAAUCAAAAUCAGUCUUAAAUUACGUAGUGGAGUAAAACCAUUCUUCCCCCCCCCCCCCGCUAAGAGUGGCAUUAAAUGUUUCCAGAUGCCCAUUUUGUGCAAAAUAGGGGAGAAAUUCUAAAUUCCAGCAACAUUAGAUGAGUGAAUGAAAGAGUUGAAUUUAGCUGCUUCAUGCAAAUAAUUUGGAAAUCCACUAUGCCAUGGAAAUGGUGUGGAAUUUGCACAAUCUUGCAUGGAACAUGAUUUCCAGAGUCAGUGUUGUUUGUGUGAUAUCUGUGAAGUACUGAUUCAAUGGUUGGUGAGUAGCAUUCCAGUGUCUAGACUGUCAUGAAGCUACGCCAAGAGUUUAAUGUUGUCUUUCUUUGUGAUUAAAUUCUCUUGUGAUUUUUGUUCUUCUCUCCCCCCACUUUUUUUUUUUCCUGAUUGGAAUUAAUGUAGGAUUUUUGAGGAGCUUUUACUUUUUGGUACUGCAGUAGCCUAGCUAUCCACUGAAGUACGAGCCAGUAGUUGCAGUAUUUCCAGUUCUUGGUGUCUCCCUGUAAAUGUAGAGUUGUUUCAGGAGAGCUAUGGUUCCUGAAGGUGCACUUCUCCACAGGAGCUAACUCAGCUGCAGAGUGACACUGGAAGGUGUGACUCUGGUGUACCCAAAAAAUAAAACACGAGAUACUGAAGUAGAGUAGUUCAGGACACUGGAAAAUUUGGAACAGGGAAUAGCAGCAUUGCCAUAACCUAAGGUAUUCCAUGGAAUUUUUACACAUGUAUAUAAAAAUUGGACUGUGUAACUUGGACCAUUUCUGUGAAAAGUAUUAUUUUGCUUCUACAAAAAAAUCAGAGUGACUGUUGUAGGUGGGGACCUGCAAAGCUGGCAGGGAACACAGUGUCUGAAUUGCUCCAUAUUCUUUAAUUCCAUUGUGUCUGGGAGAAAUCAGGCAUUUUCUUGCCUGUGCCCCCUCUUCCCAGCCUUCACCAAAAUCCAGACCCCUCCACUCUCUUGGGUUUCCUGCGGUCAGGAUGACCCCAAGAGUCCUUUUUUCCCAGCCCGAUGGUUGAAGGAGUCGGAAUCCCUUGGCUCUGGUUUUCAAGGUUGUUGAUUGUCUCUUAUCUAAAACAUGCUCUUUCUGACUCGCAGAGAUCUGUUCAACAGGUCUGUCUGAGGCACACUGCCCGCCCUUGUGCUGGUGUCAACAUUUUAUACUAUGAACUACAUGUACUUUAUUUGCCGUUAUUUUCCAAUACCUGUCACCUGUGUUAGACUGUCUACUUCUACUCUAAACCAAUCCAAAAGUAGCAUCACACAGAAGAUGGAGGCUAGGAAGAAGGAAGGAGGACAGGACAAUGCCCAAAUCCCUCCCUCUUGCCUCCUAGACCCCUAUAGUAAAAUCCUCAAAAUUCCGCUUUUUCAGCCUGUGAUAAAUUCAUUAUCAUUCUACUUAAACUUUGUGACUUAUAAUUCGUCAUACAAGGUUGGUAAUUUGCUCCAUGGGUUAAAUCGAAAUCCCAAGUCUUUUAGUCCUUUAGAAGGAAGUCUUUGGCUUCCUUCUAAAAUUCCCCAGCCCCCUGCCAGGGGCUUGAGCCAUCCCGGGCACCCAGAGGGAUGUCCUGGGUUCCGACACCACUCCUCUCAGCUUCAGUGUGAAAUCUAAGUUAUGAAAUAUUCUGAAAAACAGGAACAGGAGAACUUAACUUUAUAUUGUAAGGACCAAUAAGGAGUAAGAACAGAUUCUUAAUGUCACAAAAUGUUUCAGAGCUUGCAAGGUUAAAAUGUGUUGGAGACAGUUACUUGCACAUUUUAUACACUCUUCAUAAUAGACGAAGAACAUAGCAAAAGUGGGUUGUAAGCCUUGAGCAAAUAGAAGUAAUCUUAAGGUUAUUUUAAUUUUGGUAACUGAGUCACACUGCAUGUCAAAUUAGGGCUGGUCAAAAAUUCUGAUGUAAAUUUAACUUAAAGCUGUUAGGAGACUUUAUAGCCGAAAUAUCUUAUUCAUCAAAAGCGGGUUUCUAUAGCUCUACUAUAAAGCUAUGUAUGAACCAAUGCUGGGGUUUUUCAGCAAAAGUGAGCUGUAGCUGCCAGUCUAAUUAAAUUAGUACAAAAUCCAUUUAAAUUAGCCCUUAUUUACUUGAAAAAAACCCAACCCCAUCCUUGCCACUGUUGUGCAGUUUUGUCUUCCUGCUUGUUGAGAUUUGGUGAAGCACUUUGGAUUGCAAUUGCAGCUUGCACAAGUUGCUCCAUCAUCACUGCAGUGUCCUGCCCUGUUUGAGAUGCUUCCACAGAACAUCCCUGGGUGCUGUGUCCUGAGAGCAGCUCCUGAGCAAGCCUAGGAGUCACUGCCCAUGUCACCACAUCAAACUGCCUUGUGUCAGGGAGUAAUACCUUCUUACAGUAGCUAUAUGUAACUUUGCUAAAUACCUGGAUCCUUGGUUUGCUCCAAAAGGAAUUAUUCUGACCAGUUUCAGUGCCCUGAAAUUUUUUUGCUACUCUUCUGCUGAGUGGGCUUUGUUGCAGUAACAGGAUAAUUGGUAAAUACUGACACACGCAAUCUUCUGCUCUUGUCUAGACUAUGAAGCAAUACAAUUAUUACCUUCAAAGACCAUCAAACUGUAAAACAAAUCAUUGUGUCUCAAGUUUACAUAAAGCUACAAAGAUGGUAAAUCUUUCCUAACAUUUCUUUAUUCCACUGUCUUGUGUUUUCAUGUUGAAAAUACUUCUGCUUUUUCCUCUUGAGUGCCAACUUCUUACUAGAAUGACUUCUUAAUGUAAUAUGUUUACCUGGAAUGUAUUUUAACUAUUUUUGUAUAGUGUAAACUGAAACAUGCACAUUUUGUACAUUGUGCUUUAUUGGAUGUGGAACAUAUGCAGUGUGAUCCAGUUUUUCCAUAAUUUGGUUGUGUGACCUAGGAAUGUUGGUCAUGCCAGACAUUAAGUUAAAAAAAGGAAAAAAAAAAAAAGACCACUGUUUGUUUUAAAAUUUUUAAUGUUUUUAGGAGUAUGUGCUGUGAGGUGAUCUGGAAUUUGUCAUUUUUUUGUCAAACUGUACUGCUCCUAUUUAUUGUAAUGUAAUAAAAAAAUAGUUAUUGUGUCUG
Molecule: messenger RNA, 4909 nt
Organism: Passer montanus (Eurasian tree sparrow)
Lineage: Eukaryota; Metazoa; Chordata; Aves; Passeriformes; Passeridae
Gene: KRAS
Product: KRAS proto-oncogene, GTPase
Exons: 7
Coding region: 181-750 (189 amino acids)
Biological process (GO): Ras protein signal transduction
Cellular component (GO): plasma membrane
Molecular function (GO): GTP binding; GDP binding; GTPase activity
Source: RefSeq, a predicted model, not a curated record